AUGGCUUUUGUGGCCAUUCGAUCUGCUUCCGCUCCCUCUGCCCGCUUGUUCCGGGCCAUGGCCACAGCCACCACCCCGGCCCUGCAUGCGCAGUCCCGCCAGAUCUCCUUCUCCUCGUACCUCGUCACCCCGAAACAGCUCAACGACGCACUCAAAAAGAACUCGCCGAGCAAGAUCUCAACGUCCCCACGGGUGAUCCCCCUUUGUGCAGCCUGGUUCAUGCCCAAUGACCCAGAGGGCCGCAAGGGAAUCGACUCGUUCCGCAACUCACGCAUCCCCUCCUCCCGAUUCUUUGACAUCGACGCAAUCAAAGACCAUGACUCUCCCUACCCGCACAUGUUGCCGACGUGUGAGACCUUUGCAGAGGCAAUGAGUGAGCUAGGCAUCCGUCGCGACGAUGAGAUCGUGGUCUACGACACUGCCGAGCUAGGAAUCUUCUCUGCGCCCCGCGUGGGCUGGACUCUACGCGUCUUCGGUCACCCUAAUGUGCACCUUCUAAACAACUACCGCCUCUGGGUGCGUGAGGGAUUUCCCACUGAGAGUGGUGAGCCUGCUCCGCGGGAGAAGACCAAGUAUCCCGUCCCCACCUACGACUCCAAGCUGGUCAUCUCGUUCCGGGAGAUGAAGGAGCUGGCUCUCGACUAUGGCAAGGAAGGUGCGGAAGAGGUGGAGAUCCUGGAUGCUCGCUCACACGGUCGCUGGGCCGGAACUGACCCGGAGCCUCGUCCUGGCCUGUCCUCGGGUCAUAUGCCUGGCUCUAAGAGCAUGCCCUUCCAGGAACUGCUAGACCCGGAGACUAAGACCUACCUGCCUGUUGCUGAUCUGCGCAAGAUCUUUGAGGACCGUAAGAUUAACCCUUCCCGCUCCAUCAUCAGCUCCUGUGGUACUGGAGUUACUGCGACUAUCAUCGAGACUGCUCUUGGUGAGGCCGAAUACGGGGAACCUAGUCUGCGCCGGGUGUACGAUGGCAGUUGGACCGAAUGGGCACAGCGCGUCAAGGAGUCGGAUGGUCUGAUCAAGAAGACCAAGGCAUAA
Molecule: messenger RNA, 1035 nt
Organism: Penicillium lagena
Lineage: Eukaryota; Fungi; Ascomycota; Eurotiomycetes; Eurotiales; Aspergillaceae
Product: sulfurtransferase
Exons: 2
Coding region: 1-1035 (344 amino acids)
Biological process (GO): transsulfuration
Cellular component (GO): mitochondrion
Molecular function (GO): thiosulfate-cyanide sulfurtransferase activity
Source: RefSeq, a predicted model, not a curated record